Messenger RNA from Rhea pennata, 3576 nucleotides. It is a transcript of the gene MKX, whose product is annotated as mohawk homeobox. The transcript is spliced from 7 exons. Gene Ontology annotation, cellular component: nucleus. The record is from RefSeq and is a predicted model, not a curated record. Gene Ontology annotation, molecular function: DNA-binding transcription factor activity, RNA polymerase II-specific; RNA polymerase II cis-regulatory region sequence-specific DNA binding. Gene Ontology annotation, biological process: muscle organ development; cell development; regulation of transcription by RNA polymerase II. The coding region runs from base 121 to 1173 and encodes 350 amino acids. NCBI's taxonomy places the organism in Eukaryota, Metazoa, Chordata, Aves, Rheiformes, Rheidae.
CUAUUGCGACACGGAGCGAGGAGCGCGGCGGAGGCUGCGGCGAGAGCGAGCCACCCGCACCCCGGAGCCGGCGGCCCCCGCGAGCGCGGCCAGCCCGACGGCGGCCCCCAGCCCCCCACCAUGAACACCAUCGUCUUCAGCAAGCUCAGCGGCCAGGUGCUUUUCGAGGAGGACGCCAAGGAGCGGGAGCGGAGCAGCCGGCCCUACGUGGGGGUGGUAGACAGGCCGCACCACGCCGAGGUGCUGCUCCCCGACAGCCCGUCCAUCAAGGAGAGCCUCAGCCUGCGCCACCGGCGGACGGGGGCCCGGCAGAGCGGCGGCAAGGUGCGGCACAAGCGGCAGGCGCUGCAGGACAUGGCGCGGCCGCUCAAGCAGUGGCUCUACAAGCACCGCGACAACCCCUACCCCACCAAGACCGAGAAGAUCCUGCUGGCCCUCGGCUCCCAGAUGACCCUGGUGCAGGUAUCAAACUGGUUUGCCAAUGCAAGACGUCGCCUUAAGAAUACGGUCAGGCAGCCAGAUCUUAGCUGGGCUUUGCGAAUAAAACUGUACAACAAAUAUGUUCAAGGAAAUGCGGAAAGACUUAGCGUAAGCAGUGAUGAUUCAUGCUCUGAAGAUGGAGAAAAUCCUCCAAGAAACCAUAUGAAUGAAGGGGGAUAUAACAAACCAGUUCAUCACACUGUGAUUAAAACUGAGAGCUCAGUGAUAAAAACAGGAGUGAGACCAGAAACAAGUGCCAGUGAGGAUUACGUGUCACCCCCCAAAUACAAAAGCAGUUUGUUGAAUCGUUACCUAAAUGACUCCUUGAGACACGUCAUGGCUACUAACGCAGCUAUGAUGGAGAAGACGAGGCAGAGGAAUCACUCGGGUUCGUUUAGUUCCAAUGAAUUCGAAGAGGAAUUGGUGUCUCCGUCGUCAUCAGAGACAGAGGGCAAUUUUGUCUACCGGACAGAAACUCUUGAGAAUGGACCAAGUAAGUGUGAAAGCGCAGCUAACAGAAAAGGAACCAGCAAAGAUGAAACAUACUGGAAGGAGAUCAACGCAGCUAUGGCCCUAACGAACCUUGCCCAAGGAAAGGAUAAACUGCAGGGAACUACCAGCUGCAUCAUUCAAAAAUCAUCACAUAUAUCAGAAGUAAAGACUGUGAAAGUGCCAUUAGUUCAGCAGUUUUAAGAGAUGGGUCCUUUUUCUUCUUCCCACCAAACGGACGUUUUCCUCACAGGAUUGGUUUUCAGUAAAAUCAGAUUCACAGAUACGAGGCAAAUGUGGAAAACAGGCCCCUUUUUACAGUAUGGUCAGUUAAAAAAAAACAUUCCUUCAGACUCAGAUGUUUUCAUUGUGUUAAAUGAAAUGUUCAAUUGCUUCUAUAAAAGGCAUGUAAGUUAUAAAAAACCUGUUUUUAUCAAAACAUUAACUUAUUUUAUGUUAAUCAAAGUGCGCAUAAGGUGUUUGCAUUGCUAUUACAGUAAGUGCCUUGCUUUCAAGAAAUAAGCUAUAACGUGGGCAUAGUACAACACUAUUAUGCCUCAAAAUGAUAAUGCCAUAAUGCUUAACCUUUGUAUAUUAUUCCAAGUGGGCUUAAGCAGCCUAGGGCUAAACUACGUUACUGCUGGAGGCCCUGGAGAAUUGUGCUUGUUUGACUUGUACAAAUAGAGUCUUAAUGGAAUCGUUACAUCUUUCUCACUCUCUUUUUUAACCAGUGUUAUAAAAAUUGUACAGUAUGUUUUGUCAAAGUGACAAUGAAGUUGUUAUGCAUGUUUCUCACCUGUAUAUGCAGUAUAUCAAAAUACCAAAAUCAUUCCUUUGAAAAGUGCAAUACUCUAGAACACACAAAUUUAGGAAAUAUGUGACUGUUCAGAUUCUUUUGAACUUAUACAUGUGCUCCCAGACAUGCUGCCCAUUAUAGAUUUCUAGUUGAGAAGGUUAAAGCCAGACUAUCUGUAAAUUCAAAUUGAAUUUCUAUCCUUUUAAGGCUUUGCUAGUGACUUAUUGAAGUUUUGAUGCAAGUAGACAGAACUGAUUUCUUCUUGUACAAAACUAAAUCUAUAGUGCAGUUCAUUAUUUGCAAUGGAGCUCAGAAAAUUUCCCUGAUACAAAUUAUUACUUUAAUGUGUUUUAAAUGGUUUUAUUUUAUAUCUGCUGCAUAUUUGAGGGCAGUUGAUUGACAAUUCACAUUUCAAUGAAAAAAGCUAUAAUAAAAUCUGAAAGCCCAAACAAGAAGCAUAGGGGAUAUGAAACAUUGAAAAAUCUAAGCAUCCAAUUUAGGAGAGUUUUAAGUAGAUACUAAGCCAUGUAUUAAAUGUCAUGUCUCUAAACUUGACGGCUAUUGAGUGUAAUAACUAACACAAAACAAAGUUUGUUUUUUAAGGGGAUUUUUUUGGUGUACAAGUUAUUCUUAAGGCAUAUAACAAUACCCUAAUGGGGUUUACAGUGCUUGAAUAAACAGUGGCAAAGCCAAAUAUGAUUUAUACCGAAUCAGUUACAGAAAACUGGAAAAGAGCUGAUUGUCGCUAGGAUUUGGAUUUUUUCCUGUGGGUGUCCUGUCAGGAUUUUUCCUACUUAUCCCUCUCCUCUUUGCUCUUUUUGGUGAGCCAUCAAUGAACAAGAUAUGACUUUAGUCCUGCUCCCAUUGAAUUUAAUGGCAAAACUACCCCUUCAAUGGAAGCAGGAUUGUGCUAAUGAUGCAACUAACUUGCAAGUAUAGGCUGUUCCAGUUGCACUAAAAUAGUCAAAAUAUGUUGCAAAUAUCAGCUUUGGUGUGACUUCUUAGGAGACUUCUUGAUGUAACAUAACAUGUUGUUUGGUUUAUUUAGUGUAUGAUGAAAAUGAUUUGAUAUGAAAAUAUUUUGUACAUAUAUAUUUUUACUUUGUUUUCUAAAUUGCUGAUUUGCAUUGACUUAAAGUGCCAAGCAAGAAAUGUAUGUCAUGACUGUAUGAACAGUUGAAGUAUAUGUUUUACUGACUUGCAUCAUUAUGUGUCUAGGAUUCCAUGACAAUAAUUUUUGAUACUUUACUGGAUUUUGACAUAAUAAUGUGAGUUUAUAACUAAUAGCAGAGAGUUAAUACUUCACAUUUGUUCAUACUAUUAUAAGUUAUUCUGGUAUUAAAUAUUUUGUGACAAUAAAUUGAUGGUUUUGACAAUCUUCUGUUAGAUAUAUUCACAGUGUUUUUUGUCUGCAUAAAUGACAACAAUAUUUGUCAUGUUAAAAAGAUACUUUUGGUGACUUCUCUGGAGUAAAAUUGGAGAAGGCAAGCCAUUGCAUAAACAAAUUGUUCAUGGUUCUUUUUGUAAAUGAUCAAAGCACAAAGAAUAAUCUGUAAAACACAUCAAGCAGGUUUAAAAUUUAAGAAAUAUGUGGCAUAAUUUCUUGUUACCAUUUCCUUUAAUUUAUUAUUUUUUCUACUGCUGCUUUAGAGUUUUCCAAAACACAAAUUCUAAUGAAUUAUGUGUGUGUCUUUUAUAAAUAACAAAAAUCAUGAUCAGUGCUGAGCCAACAGCUAAUGAAGACUCAAUAAUUAUUUAUGAUAGAGGAAAAACAAACAUUAUUACUAUUGCUCUUCUUUGUUUCAACAUAU